UAAGCACUGAACAGAACGACACCGUUUAUUGACCUCUCUCUUACAGUCGUCAAAACCAGAAAACCGAUGUUCUCCUUCUCCGCAUCGCCCAUCGACAUUGACAUUUGAAUCAAGCAGAACCAGAAUCAAAACAAGGGCGCGACAAAGAUGAGUAGAAACGACUCCAAGUACUUUUCCACAACAAAGAAGGGUGAAAUCCCUGAGCUCAAAGAAGAGCUUAAUUCUCAGUACAAGGAUAAGAGAAAAGAUGCAGUGAAAAAAGUGAUUGCUGCUAUGACUGUUGGAAAGGACGUGUCGUCAUUGUUUACAGACGUGGUGAAUUGUAUGCAGACAGAAAAUUUGGAACUGAAAAAGUUAGUCUACUUGUAUUUGAUAAAUUAUGCGAAGAGCCAGCCUGACCUUGCUAUACUCGCAGUAAAUACAUUUGUGAAGGAUUCUCAAGAUCCAAAUCCUUUAAUUCGUGCCUUAGCUGUGCGAACAAUGGGAUGCAUUCGCGUGGAUAAAAUUACCGAGUAUCUAUGUGAUCCCCUUCAAAGAUGCCUAAAGGACGAUGAUCCAUAUGUUCGCAAGACAGCAGCCAUUUGUGUAGCAAAGCUCUAUGACAUUAAUGCAGAGUUAGUUGAGGACAGGGGAUUUUUGGAAUCACUGAAGGAUUUGAUAUCUGAUAAUAAUCCAAUGGUUGUAGCUAAUGCUGUUGCGGCACUUGCUGAAAUUCAGGACAAUAGCAGUAGACCCAUCUUUGAGAUCACUAGCCACACACUGUCAAAGCUCCUCACUGCGUUAAAUGAAUGUACAGAAUGGGGUCAAGUUUUUAUACUGGAUGCUCUGUCUAGAUACAAGGCUGCUGAUGCACGUGAGGCAGAAAACAUUGUAGAAAGAGUUACCCCACGGUUACAGCAUGCCAAUUGUGCAGUUGUAUUAUCGGCUGUCAAGAUGAUCCUUCAACAAAUGGAGCUCAUCACCAGUACUGAUGUGGUCCGGAAUCUUUGCAAAAAGAUGGCCCCUCCUCUUGUGACAUUACUCUCAGCAGAACCUGAGAUACAAUAUGUUGCCCUGCGAAAUAUCAAUCUUAUUGUACAAAGAAGACCGACAAUUCUUGCACAUGAAAUUAAGGUAUUCUUCUGCAAAUACAAUGAUCCUAUCUAUGUGAAAAUGGAGAAAUUAGAAAUUAUGAUAAAGCUUGCUUCAGACCGAAAUAUAGACCAGGUUUUAUUGGAGUUUAAGGAAUAUGCUACUGAAGUUGACGUAGAUUUUGUUAGAAAGGCUGUUCGUGCAAUUGGUCGUUGUGCCAUUAAAUUAGAGAGAGCAGCUGAAAGAUGCAUUAGUGUAUUGCUUGAGUUGAUCAAGAUAAAAGUAAAUUAUGUGGUUCAAGAGGCAAUCAUUGUUAUCAAAGACAUAUUUAGACGAUACCCUAACACAUAUGAGUCCAUAAUUGCAACUCUAUGUGAGAGCUUAGACACCUUGGAUGAGCCUGAAGCCAAGGCAUCAAUGAUCUGGAUAAUUGGUGAAUAUGCGGAAAGAAUUGACAAUGCUGACGAGCUUCUUGAAAGUUUCUUGGAAAGUUUCCCUGAAGAACCUGCACUUGUCCAACUACAAUUGCUGACUGCUACUGUCAAACUUUUCCUUAAGAAGCCAACUGAGGGCCCACAGCAGAUGAUUCAGGUUGUUUUGAACAAUGCUACUAUGGAGACGGAUAAUCCUGAUUUGCGAGAUCGUGCAUAUAUAUAUUGGCGUCUCCUUUCCACUGACCCAGAGGCAGCUAAGGAUGUUGUGCUAGCUGAGAAGCCUGUGAUAACUGAUGACUCCAACAACCUUGAUCCUUCUCUACUUGACGAGCUUCUUGUCAAUAUUGCUACAUUAUCUUCUGUUUAUCACAAGCCUCCGGAAGCAUUUGUGACCCGCACACAUUCAUCGGCCCAGAAAACAGAAGAUGAUGACUAUCCUGAUGGAAGUGAAUCCGAGUCAUCAGUUAAUCUUGCUAAUGGUCCUGGGUCACCGCCUACUUCCAGCUAUACAAUACCUGCAUCGGUGGCACCAGCUACUCCAUCUGCUGCUGCACCUGUGCCAGAUUUACUUGGUGAUUUGAUGGGCAUGGAUAAUAGUUCCAUUGUUCCUGUUGAUCAGCCAGCUACUCCUUCCGGGCCUCCAUUGCCUAUUUUACUACCCGCCUCAACUGGUCAGGGUUUACAAAUCAGUGCACAGCUUACUAGGCUGGAUGGUCAAGUAUUCUACAAUAUGUUGUUUGAGAACAAUUCUCAAGUUCCACUUGAUGGCUUCAUGAUUCAAUUUAACAAGAACACAUUCGGUCUUGCGGCUGCUGGGCCACUGCAGAUUCCACAAUUGCAACCUGGAGCAUCAGCUAGGACACUCCUUCCUAUGGUUAUGUAUCAAAACAUGUCCCAAGGUCCUCCCAACUCAGUUUUGCAGGUUGCUUUAAAGAACAACCAACAGCCUGUGUGGUAUUUCAACGAUAAAAUCUUAUUCCAUGUAUUUUUCACGGAGGAUGGUAGAAUGGAACGUGCCACUUUCCUCGAGACAUGGAGGUCCCUUCCUGAUUCAAAUGAGGUUUCCAAAGACUUCCCUGCUAUUGUGAUUGGUGGUGUGGAUGCAACAGUGGAACGACUGGCUGCAUCAAACAUAUUCUUUAUUGCAAAGCGCAAGAAUGCGAACCAGGACGUGUUUUACUUCUCAGCUAAACUGCCUCGAGGGGUACCACUUUUAAUCGAACUUACCACAGUGGUUGGAAACCCCGGCGUCAAAUCUGCAAUCAAGACACCAAGCCCUGAAAUGUCAACAUUUAUCUUCGAAGCCAUCGAGACUCUUCUUAGGAGCUGAUAUUAUUUUUUCUUUUUGCUUUUCUUUUCUUUUUGAAUUUAAUUUUGUUUAUACAUUACAUUGUAUUGUUAGUAUCAUUGAUAGAAAUAUUCCUAAUCAGUGUUGUUUUAAGUUCGAAAAAAUUCACUCACUGUUGCAUAUAUAGCUGUUGUCUUGUGGGCAGCAUUUGUUGAGAGGUUUGAUGGCUUGUAAUAUUCUAAUGUAAAACAAUCAUUAUAUCUAUGCUACUAUUAGCUGUUUGUAUUA
Molecule: messenger RNA, 3081 nt
Organism: Vicia villosa (hairy vetch)
Lineage: Eukaryota; Viridiplantae; Streptophyta; Magnoliopsida; Fabales; Fabaceae
Product: beta-adaptin-like protein C
Exons: 15
Coding region: 148-2835 (895 amino acids)
Biological process (GO): vesicle-mediated transport; intracellular protein transport
Cellular component (GO): clathrin adaptor complex; membrane coat
Molecular function (GO): clathrin binding
Source: RefSeq, a predicted model, not a curated record